GUCACGAUCUCGAAUUUGAAAACGGCCUGUUGCGACUCAAAUAGAUUUUAGAACCUCCACAGUUGUACUAUGAGUAUGAUACAACUCGGGAAAACACAGUCGUGAAGGAAGGCGCUAUCAUGUGAUACCUGCCAGCCAGCUCCAGCUUAGCCUUAGUGUAGCUCGCGAGUAGGAAAAAUAUACUUCUAGUAGUUAACUGAGUUGCAAAGCGAAUAACGUACGGAGAUGGUCCCAGUACAAGUAGAACGCUCUCAACCCGAUAUCUUUUGAAGCGUGGCAAUAAAGAAGAAAUAUUGGCCCACCGGCCUUGUUGUUACCUCGUGUCAUUUUAGCCCAAAGAUGGCGGAGCAGGUGCGCGUGAAGCGCGAGGCGGAGUCACCGGACGAGGGGGCUGCCGCAGCGAAGCGGGUAAAGGCGGAGCCGCAGGAAGAGGAGCAGAACGUGAAAGCGGCGGGAUCAAAGUCUUCCACGAAUAACCCCGACAAAAAAGCGGAAAAGCCUGUGCAGCUGAAAAAGGAGCCGCCAAGCGCAGAUGGGAACAGCAAGGACAAAGUGGUGAAAGUGAAGAAGGAACAAAAUAAGAAAAACGAUCAACAAAUAGAGGUAAAGUACAACGGGGAGAUCGAUGCGAACAUCGACGUAGAGAACUGGGCCACGCAAAAAUUAGACCACCAGUCCAGGAUACUUCUCAGCAUAAAUAUGCUUGACGCAAAAGUGGAAGAGAGCCAGGCCGCGCUCUACUGGAUCUGCGACGCGAGAACGCUUAAGAAGGCGACCAGCUGCAUAUCCAUGAUCUGUACAAAAAAAGUUCAUGAUGUUGAUUCGUAUAGAUACUGUUGCAGGACGAACUCCAUACCUAAAUCAAAAGCACUCGAGCAGCUUAUCAAUCUGCUCGCCGCCGUUCCCAAAACCAAAAGCAAAACCUGGUCCCAUUUGCGAUAAAUAUCAGGUAAGAAGGCCGCAAUCCGAGCACACACGGAUUGCAUCUACAUCACGGGCAUGGAUGAAGGUCGCACUUGUGUUUGCGAGUGCAAAAUUGGCGCUGCUGCGUUCACGAAGUUUCAGAGCAAGGUAGACAAAUUCCAGCUCGGCAUAGAACUCGAAACCCUGCAGAAAGUUCUUGCGCCUUUCAAGGAACAUGACAUGGUACACAAAAAUACAUUUUUCUUUUUUUCGAAAUGUAAACGAGUAAACGCUAGUCUGCUACGAGGACAAGCACAUUUGGACGAUCUGUUUGGAUCUCGAUAAAGAAGCAAGAAAAGUUGCCGCGCAAGUUGGGAUUGGGUUGUUUUGGAUGCAUUAUAUUUCUAAGUUUAUAGUAUAACUACAAGGCCGCAGCUUAUGUCGCGCAGUGGGAGGGUGAACGAGUGGACAGGGGGGAAAGAAAAACGCCAGAGGGUGGGCAAGGGAAAAAAUUUUUGAUGCAGUGCGGGGCCAGGCAUCUGCGCCGCUGGCUUCUUGCUGAAAGAACGAAGGCGGAGAGCCAUGGCGCCCGUGGUUCCCGUCGUUGUGCGAGCGCGAGGACUCCGCCCGCACUGUGCGCGCGCUUGCGUGGCGGCAAGCCCUAGGCCCCAACAACAACGCAAAGCGCGGCAGCGGGCAGGCGCCAGUGGAUGGAGGAAGGAAGCAGGGGAACAGUCCGCGCCAUGCGAGGCGCUGGCGCGUGACGCCCCGCCCGCGCGUCUGCGGUGUGGCCCGUUCGUGCCGCCUGCCUGUUUGCCCCGCCCCUGCGCGCCUUGGCGCCACCCCCCGCCCUUCUCCCGCGCGCAGCCUUGCAGAGCAGGGGCUCGCUGGGGCCCCUGUCGCGCGCGUGGAUGGAGGACGGGCGCCGGGGUGGGGCAUUAAUUGCCCUCCAGGCGCAGGGGCCCACCACCCUCCCCCAGUACCCCCGGACAACAACGGCGCCCCCCGCGUUAGCUCGCACGCAAUCUGUCCCGCCCCCGCCUGCUUCCCUCGCGCGCACCCUCCAAGACAGAGACGGCGGACGGUGGCGCCCUUUGCCGGCCUCCUCGUGAGCCAACAGUGGGAGGGCGCCGGGGGAGGGUGGUGGGCAGCUGCUCGCCUGCAAGCGUGGUGCUAGCUGGGGCGCUGCUUUCCCUGCGCGAACAGAGGCAGGGCGCCGGGGGAGGGUGGUGGGCAGCUGCUCGCCUGGUGCUUGGCCGCCGGCGGCGUUCGCAGGCACGCCGUGCGUGCCCCCCGCCGUCUGUGCGCCCUCCGCCCGUGCUCCCCGUCUUCCCCGUGCCCCCCACCCGCCUUCCCCGUGCUUCCCGCUUUCCCCGUGCUUCCCGCUUUCUCUGUGCUCCCCGCUUUCCCCGUGCCUCCCGCUGUCCCCGUGCUUCCCGUUUUCCCCGUGCUUCCCGCUUUCCCCGUGCUUCCCGCUUUCCCCGCGCUUCCCGUUUUCCCCGUGCCUCCCGCUUUCCCCGUGCUUCCCGCUUUCCCCAAGCUGCAAAACCGGGGCGGCAGGGUUUUGGGAGAUUGUUGCGAAAUAUUUUCGCCUGGGAAUAUUUCUCGGGGAUUCAUUGCAAAAUAUUUCGGGUCGCAAAAUAUUUUCGGUCGCGAAAUAUUUUCGGUCGCGAAAUAUUUUGGGCCGCGAAAUAUUUUGGGCCGCGAAAUAUUUUGGAUCGCAAAAUGGACUUGCGAAAUAUUUUGAGUUGCAAAAUAUUUGAACUUGCGAAAUAUUUUGAGCCGCAAAAUAUUUGAAGUCGCCAAAUGUUUGGAGUUGCAAAAUAUUUGGAGCUGCGAAAUAUUUCGAGUUGCGGUGGGACUUGGGCGAUUCGCCGUCUGCGAUGGGGCUUCGUUCCUUGGGCGAUUCGCCGUUGGGCGAUUCGCCGUCUGUGAUGGGACUUGGGCGAUUCGCCGUUCGGCGAUUCGCCGUUUUCCAUGGGACUUGGGCGAUUCGUUGUUGGGCGGUUCGCCGUUUGCCAUGGGACUUGGGCGCUUCGCCGUUGGCCGUUGGCCGAUUUCGCAAAUCGCGACAGCUUUGGAAAGUCGGAAAACUGGCAAAAAAUUUUCGGCGUGGGCGAUUUUCCUCCGCGUUGCAAAAUUCUAACUGCCCCUGCUCAGCAGGAAAGCUGUAAAACCGGGGACGCGGGUUUUUGAGAGAUUGUUGCAAAAUAUUUCCGUCAGAAAAUAUUUUUCGGGGAUUGCAAAAUAUUCGGGGUCGCGAAAUAUUUUUGGUCACGAAAUAUUUGGGGUCGCAAAAUAUUUUGGGUCGCGAAAUAUUUUGGGUCGCAAAAUAUUUUGCGUCCCAAAAUUAUUGGACUUGCGAAAUAUUUUGCGUCGCAAAAUAUUUGGACUUGCGAAACAUUUUGAGUUGCAAAAUAUUUGGACUUGCGAAAUAUUAACUUUGGGCCGCGAAAUAUUUGAAGGCGCAAAACGUUUGGAGUUGCAAAAUGUUUCGAAUUGCGAUGGGACUUGGGCGAUUCGCCGUUUGCGAUGGGACUUGGGCGAUUCGCCGUUGGGCGACUCGCCGUUUGCCAUGGGACUUGGGCGAUUUGCCGUUGGCCGUUGGCCGAUUUCGCAAAUCGCGACAGCUUUGGAAAGUUUGAAAACUGCAAAAAAACUUCCGACGUGGGCGAUUUUCUUUCCCGGCGCAAAAUUUUAACUCACACCGCUCAGCAAUAGGAGUUAUAAGGGUCAGUCAAGGUCAAGAGCUGAAGGACUCUGAAUCUACUUAUUUCUCUUCGUACUUAUUGAUUCCUGUACUACCUAGGUCGUGUUCUGCAUGGAGAACCAGAAUGACGACUGCAUCAAGAUCCAAGGCUACCACACAUACAAGAGGAACAACGAGUUUGCCUACCUGAAAGUUCGCCUUAUGCACGACGACCUCGCAGACGCCAUCGGCCUGGGCGUUGGACUGGAAGACAAUGACAUGUGGAACCUCUUAGAAAUGAGCAGCUCGGAGUUCUCGGAAAUUUUCAAAGACUACAAGGAUCUGACCACCCAGAAAGACGGUACGCACAGGAAGAACCUGCUUUGUUCGUCAUUUUUGGGAUCUUGUUUCCCUGAUAGGAAUCGGUCUACUCCUCGACAUGCUUGUUUCCUACUUAUGAUUUUGUGCAAAUUUUUCUGAUGAAAAAAAGUAUCACUACUAGCUCCAGCACUUUGGAGGAAAUCGAAAUCAUGCAUUACUACACGACGACAGAUAAACCUGGCGUGCAUAAGCUGGUCGAGGUCAAGUACACAGUGGACAAGAAGUUUAUUGUGGCCCUUCCUGGCGACGUCGCGGGCGUCACCGGCAGCACAACACUCCAGGAGGGCGGGGUGUUGAAGAUGUUGAAGCCGCCAGAACCCGAGGAGGGGGACUUUUGUCAAUGUGUCAACGCGGACUACAUCGCCAAAUUUGGCCCAAUUGGCUCCGCGAUAAGCGACAGAGUAAAGCUCUUCAUGAAGGAUAACUACCCCUUUGUGGUUCAGUUCAAAGACGACAAGGGUCACCAAGCGAACUUCUACAUCAUCCCGAGGGUUGGCGGAUAG
Amoebophrya sp. A120 is the source of this 4476-nucleotide messenger RNA. The record is from the annotation of a GenBank genome assembly. NCBI's taxonomy places the organism in Eukaryota, Dinophyceae, Syndiniales, Amoebophryaceae.